This is a messenger RNA of Ilex paraguariensis (yerba mate), 579 nucleotides long. NCBI's taxonomy places the organism in Eukaryota, Viridiplantae, Streptophyta, Magnoliopsida, Aquifoliales, Aquifoliaceae. The record is from the annotation of a GenBank genome assembly.
AUGGUCUAUAUGCAGGUGAAAUCUACAGAAAAGCCAUGUACAAUUGUAGUGAAGCUUAAACGCUGGGAACGGAUAAAAUGUAAGCCAAACAGCCUCCCGAUUCUACACAAAAUGCAUGUUAAGUUGGGAGAUACAGUGAAAGUCAUAUCUGGACACGACAAGGGCAAAAUCGGAGAGAUUACCAAGAUUUUUAAGCAUAAUAGCUCUGUGAUAGUCAAAGAAAUUAACUUGAAGACCAAGCAUAUGAAGAGCAGGGAAGAGGGUGAACCAGGGCAGAUUAUCAAGAUUGAAGCACCCAUUCACAGCUCAAAUGUGAUGCUGUACUCUAAAGAACAGAAUGUGGCAAGCCGGGUGGGUCAUAAAACCCUAGAAAAUGGAAAACGGGUUCGUUACCUAAUAAAAACUGGGGAAAUCAUCGACAGUGCAGAGGACUGGAAAAAAGUGAUCAAAGAGAGAGAGAAAGCAACAGAAGCAGUUGCCGCUUCUUAGGAGAACAAGUCACCCACUCUUAAUAAAGUGAAGCGCAAUCAGCUUGUUGAAGCAUAUAGAUGGCUCUGUUGUUGGUUAUGGUUGAUGCAG